Messenger RNA from Westerdykella ornata, 744 nucleotides. RefSeq names its product NAD(P)-binding protein. Lineage: Eukaryota; Fungi; Ascomycota; Dothideomycetes; Pleosporales; Sporormiaceae. Bases 1 to 744 code for a protein of 247 amino acids. The record is from RefSeq and is a predicted model, not a curated record. The transcript is spliced from 3 exons.
AUGUCUUCUAAACUCAUUGCUAUUGUUGCUGGCGUAGGACCUGGUACUGGAGCAUCGGUCGCCCGUAAAUUCGCACAGACGUAUCCAGUCGUGCUGCUUGCACGGAAACCCGAGAACUACGAAGGCUUGGCCCAAGAAAUCAAUCAAAGCGGUGGAAAGGCACUUGGUAUCAGCACGGAUGUGGCCGACUCGAAGAGCGUGAAAAACGCGGUGCAGAAAAUAAAGGAAGAAUUCGGUAAUGAUGUUGGCGCUGCUGCGGCUAUCUUCAACGCAAGUGGAGGAUUCCUGCGCACACCCUUUCUGGAACUUCCAGAGGAUGUCUUCACCACGUCCCUGAAAGUCAGUGCGAAUGGCGGGUUCAACUUCGCACAAGCGGCACUGCCGCUGCUCCUGAAGGGCGUGGAGCAGAAGUCCAAGUAUCCCCCGUCUUUGAUCUUCACCGGUGCAACAGCUUCGGUCAAGAGUAACGCUCAAAUGGCCUCAUUCGCAACUGGAAAGUGGGCUUUACGGGCUCUAAGCCAGUCUCUCGCCAGGGAGUUUGGUCCAAAGGGCGUGCAUGUUUCUCAUGCGAUCAUCGAUGGUGUCAUUGACAUUCCGAGGACGAAGGAAUGGUUGAAAGAUCUGGGACCUGAGGCUAAGCUGUCUGCUGAUGCGAUUGCCAAUGACUAUUGGUGGCUUCAUACGCAACCGGUGACGAAUUUCACCUGGGAGAUAGACCUCCGCCCCGCUAUCGAGAAGUGGUAG